CGUAAAAAAGGAGUCUUCGAUGACAUUGUGAUUCUUUUUGUUGAGAUCUGAGAUCGUUACUCAUCAUCUACCGUAAUACGUACUCGUUUGCUUCGGGCUCAGCAAAGCAACAAGGAGUAAUGGCCUCGGAAGCGUUAUCAAACCACAAUCCAACGGCGCUUUUGAGAGAAGAAGUGAACGAAGACGGAUCAGCAAAAAAGACGAUUGCUGCUACACCAACCGAUGCUGCCGCAACUCUAGUGUCAUUGUCGAAUCCGGAUAACGACAACGCAGCUGUGCCCCCUAUCAAUUGUGCCGCUCGAGACCAAUCUGUGACGAAAAACCUUCUCUCUGGUUCUAUAGCUCAACCCUCGCCUGAAUCUACUGCCCAAACUUCGCCGUCUGGGCAAAAGCAGGACCCUCCAAAUCAUUUAACGUCGGAAGAUCCAAAUAAAAACAAUCUGGAUGCAACGGAAAAUGAAAAAGAUGUUGCCUGCGUCGAUGCGCCUGGUGCAAUUUCAGACCCAAACGAUACCUCUGCAGAAAACUCUCAGCAACAUCAAAGCCAACCACCGAGUUCGAAGCCAAUAUCUGACAUAGAAAAAAAUCAGUCGGACUCGUUCGUAAAUCAAAACGCAGUUUGUAAAGAUCCAGGCUUAAGCAUGCAGAAUCUUCCAUCUCCGCUCAUUGAAGUUCCUCCGUCAAGCUCACAAGCGAUAGAUGUACAUGGAAAUGGAGUUAAUCCAUCGGGAUCUCGGGUAUCGGUCGUUGACGGCGUUACACCUGGUGCCGUUCCAGUGUCGAAUAAUGUCGGAGAUUCUGCUUCCCUUCGAGGUCCGUCACUAAAAGUUCUUAGUGGGGAAAAUCAGUCGGAAUCUGAGAUUGCAGCAGCAAGAACAUCCUUGCUUCUGGAAGAAAGAGGGAACAAGAUAGAUAAGGACAACCCGGACGCAGGAAAAACAAGCAAAACCCAAAGGUCAAAACUAAGUCCCGAGGAAUUGACCGCAAAAAUAGCUCGAUAUCUCAGGAAACACGCUAAACAGUUGGUUCGCAAUGUCGACUUCUUUCGUGAAAAUACCGCCGAUAUGGCCAAGCUCCGUACCUACCCCUAUUCGGAAGUUCCCAGCUAUUACGGUAAAAAAGAAGAGGGGAAGGAUGAAAAAACGUCGCUCUUCGAACAGAGGAAACGCCUUGCCAGGGACACACAACAUUUCCCUCUUCUCAAGGGAAAAGGAAAACUCCAAUUUCCGAUGGCUCUCUUGUGUGAAACGGAUAGCGAUGACCCACAUCAUCCAUUGCUGCUAGCCUUCGUCAAUUACUGGAGGCAAUUGAAGUCCGAAAAGCAGCAUAAUCUAAAGAAAGCUCUGUUUGGUCAUUACCUGCACGCAAACACUUCUAACGAACGCUUUCGGUAUGUGCAAAGCAAGAAGGCUGAGGCCGAUUCGAAAUCCUCGCCGGGCGAUACGAACAAGAAAGAGGAAAAAGGAGGUUUCAGGGCACCACCAAGAAGCACCCAUUGGGGCUUUCGAAGCUUGGAAACCUGCACACAGCUUGCGGAUGCCCUCGGAUUUCGCGAAAGUUGCGAGAGCGAGGCGACCGGACUUAAGAUGGCCUGUGAUUGGUUGCGAACGGCAAAUCUCGAGGCCCCUCUUGUCAAAUGCAAGCGAGAUGAUUGCAUCUAUCCCGCACUUGCCAGGAACUCUGGAUCUUGCUGCCGUCAUGGGUUCUACUUUGCUCCCCAGAAAAUGUAUGGGAGCAAAUUCAAACGACGGGGAUAUUUGUUGAUGGGGGAUAUUUACACAAGACCGUAUGUGACGACAACUAAUUCGAAUGGUGCGAAAAGCGACGCACGGAAAUCAAAGCAACAGGAAUCCCCGGAUCUUUUUACGAUAAGAAGAUUGGAACCGUGUUCGUGUGGAAACGAAACCUGUGUUGGGCUUGGCUACUCCCCAACAAUGGUCCGAGUCGAUGCCAACAAGCUUCCAAAAGAGCUGCAGCAAGAGAUCUGGAGCAACAACGACACUCUCGACAUCGAAAUCAGCAAAAAGAAAAACUCCGAAUCUGUCUUGCGAUUGGCCCCGUGGCACUUUCAUCCGGAGCACCGCGUGGCGCUUCCAGACGGUUCCUGGAGGGUGGUGGACUUUCGCUCCUCUUCCGUCUUCAGGGACCCUCUAACGUCUAAAGAAUKGAAGGGAGUGCCGCCUCCGACAUACUCCCCCGAAGCGUUUUUGCAAGAGGCCACUGUGAAGGAAUACGUGGCCCGCAAAAACGACGUCGCGAAAACCACCGAUAUGCUUCCCGCCUGGUGUCUGGAGUACACAAAGCUCGAAGAGGGUCCAUAUACUAUUUUCGAGAAACAACGCGACUAUCUCUUGGCGAGAACCCUCGAGAUGGAAAAGGAAAUGACCCGCCAGGCCGAAUCCUUCUGGACGAAGCAAUGGGCACAGGAAGCAGACACCGAUCGCCUACAGGCAAAGUACGAUGAAAAGAAAUUCUUGAAGCGAAAACGACCGAGGCCAUCGUCAUCUACCAACAACAAUAGUAACAACAACAGGAACGGAAAAGAAAGUUGUAGCAGCUCGCGGAAAAGCCGCCAGAAACUGCUUGAUGUGGUGGCGGUCAACAGCACCCUGGGCCAUCACUUGGUCGACGAAGGCAAUGCCGAUUCUGGUUCCAUAUUUCUCGACACAAACCGGCACCCACAAGACCUCAGCGAUAACCGCAGGCUACUGCCUUUGCAUUAUGGGACCACCACCAACAACAAUGGCCAUUCACAACAACAUCAGCAGCGCCAUACCUUUUCAUUUGCGCCGUCGUUCGAUCAACAUUCGCUUCAGCAUCUGCACAAUCCCCACAUCCAACAACCCAACAACAAUCAGCUUCGGCACCAUCCACAACAGUAUCCACACCAUCAGCGCCAGCAACAGCAGCAACAACAACAGCAACAGCAACAACAACAGCAACAACAACCACAGCAGCAGCAGCAACAACAACAACAGCAGCAGCAGCAGCAGCAACAACAACAACAACAACAACAACAUCCAGAUGGCUCGUACAAUAUUCAUCAUCCAACCUAUCACCAGAUGUGAGUUGAGAAGAGGAGCUCGACGACGAGUAGACGGCAAUAGUAGCAACAUAAUAUGUAACCAAAUAGUCCUACCAUCAGUGAUGACUUGGCACCGUAGCGUCCUUAAAAGGCGAUAUACAAUGGACGGACGAAGUGUCGUGCCGGUUGUUAUAAUAAGAGAUUGCGUGUUUU
Messenger RNA from Pseudo-nitzschia multistriata, 3238 nucleotides. The record is from the annotation of a GenBank genome assembly. Lineage: Eukaryota; Bacillariophyta; Bacillariophyceae; Bacillariales; Bacillariaceae.